Messenger RNA from Synchytrium microbalum, 3204 nucleotides. RefSeq names its product assimilatory sulfite reductase (NADPH). Bases 1 to 3204 code for a protein of 1067 amino acids. Gene Ontology annotation, molecular function: NADP binding; heme binding; 2 iron, 2 sulfur cluster binding. The transcript is spliced from 13 exons. The record is from RefSeq and is a predicted model, not a curated record. Lineage: Eukaryota; Fungi; Chytridiomycota; Chytridiomycetes; Synchytriales; Synchytriaceae. Gene Ontology annotation, biological process: nitrate assimilation.
AUGGCUGUAGACGAAGAAACCAAAAGAAUGCACGUUGUUGUGUGCGGUCUUGGAAUGGUCGGCCUGCGCUUUAUCGAAAAGUGCCUUGAACUCGAUCCAGAUCGAAAGCUGAUAGAGUUUACUGUGUUCUGUGAAGAAAAGCUUCAUGCGUAUAAUCGAGUUGGCUUGACCAACUUUUUCGCUCACCGUGAGGUCGAAAAGAUGAUGAUCCAACCUACCGAAUGGUAUGCCGAGCAACCAAAUGUCACAGUACACGUUGGUGACUCGUGUGUCAAGCUCGAUACCGCAGCCAAAGAAGCUCACUCUCAGUCUGGACUCGUUGUCAAAUAUGACUAUGCCGUACUAGCCACUGGAUCCUCAGCUCUUGUUCCACCUAUUCCUGGUCGACAAAAGAAGGGUGUCUUUGUCUACCGUACUUUGGACGAUUUGCAUAGUAUUAUAGAGAAGGCAGCUACUUGCAAGAGAGCUUGUGUAUUGGGAGGUGGUUUACUGGGUAUCGAAGCUGCCAAGGCUUGUUAUGAUUUGGGUCUUGAUACUACCAUAAUUGAACGUAAUCCUUGGUUUAUGAAUCGGCAACUGGACGAAGAUGGAUCUCGACUAUUGCAAACUCAGAUUGAAAAGCUGGGUCUUACGCUUAGGCCGGGCGCCAUCACCAAGGAGAUCAUAGGACCUAAUGCAUAUCAUGAAGGAUCUGACGAUGGUAGCGGUAGUUCACACUCUGACCUUCUCGCUGCAGAUGAUGUUGUUGCUGGUGUCAUAUUACAGAAUAACAAGGUCGAUGCUGAAGCCGAAACCAUCGCUACGGAUAUGAUUGUCCUGGCGUGUGGUAUCAAGCCAAGAGAUGAAUUGGCAGUAGCUUCCGGGAUCACUGUGCAUGCACGUGGAGGUGUCCUAGUAAAUGACUCUCUGGUUACAAGUGACCCAUUCGUGUAUGCAAUUGGUGAAUGUGUAGUUCACAACAACUUUGUGUAUGGUCUUGUGGCACCUGGUUAUGACAUGGCCGAAACAGCUGCCAAAAACAUCCUAAACAUGGAACCCAGACAGUUCACUGGCGCCGAUAUGUCCACCAAACUGAAACUUCUUGGAGUCCACGUGGCCAGUUUUGGAGAUUACUUUGCUCCUGUUUCCACCUGCAUGCCAAUAACAUACCACGAUCCUUUUGAAGGAGUCUAUAAACGGCUGCUCUUCUCAAAGGACGGUAGUAGGCUUCUCGGUGGUAUUUUAGUUGGUGAUACGAACGAUUACGGCCGAUUCUUGGCUACAUCAAAGCAAAAGUCAAAGCUACAUACUCCUCCUUCUGAAUUCAUUUUGGGCAAGAAGGGUGGUUCAACUGAGGGUGAAGAUGCUUCCUCGUUACCUGAUGAUACGCAAAUCUGCUCUUGCAAUAAUGUUUCAAAGGCUAAUAUUAAAGCCGCUGUCAGGACUAAGAACUGUAACUCUAUUGGUUUGGUGAAAUCAUGUACAAAAGCUGGAACUAGCUGUGGAGGAUGUGUCCCUCUCGUUACCGAUAUCAUGAAUGCAGAGCUCAAGGCUAUGGGUCAAGUCGUAACUCAACACAUGUGUGAACACUUCCCAUACUCUCGAACGGAAAUGUUUGAGAUCAUCAAGGUUAAGAAACUCAAAACAUUCCAUGAUAUUAUCGAAGCUGCAGGAAAGAAGGGCACCAGUGGAUGUGAAGUAUGCAAGCCAGCUAUCGGCUCUAUAAUAGCCUCUCUCUUCAACGAGUUGGUCAUUGCCAAACCUCAUGCCGGUCUGCAAGAUACCAACGAUCGUUUCUUGGCAAAUAUCCAACGUGGCGGCUCUUAUUCGGUUGUGCCGCGUGUCCCAGGAGGCGAAAUCACUCCUGAUAAACUGGAGCUCAUAGGACGUAUUGCCAAAAAGUAUGGUCUUUACACCAAGAUUACCGGUGGUCAACGUAUAGAUAUGUUUGGUGCUGCCAGAGAAGACUUGCCAGAUAUUUGGGCCGAGUUGGUAGAGGGAGGUAUGGAAAGUGGUCACGCUUAUGGAAAGGCGUUGAGAACGGUCAAAUCUUGUGUUGGAACAAGUUGGUGCAGAUACGGAGUCCAAGAUGCUGUUUCAUAUGCAGUGUUUAUCGAGAAUCGAUACAAGGGUAUUCGUGCACCACAUAAACUCAAGGGUGGUGUCUCAGGAUGUGUUCGAGAAUGUGCUGAAGCCCAAGGCAAAGACUUUGGGUUAGUGGCUACUGAAAAGGGCUAUAACCUCUACGUCUGUGGUAAUGGUGGAAGCAAGCCCAAACACGCUUUACUAUUGGCUCCUGACGUAUCUGAAGAUUUGGCUACCAAAUAUCUCGACCGCUUCUUGAUGUAUUAUAUUGCUACUGCUGAUCGUCUUCAAAGAACGGCGCGAUGGCUUGAGAAGAUGGAUGGAGGCAUUGAAUACCUGAAGGCUGUUAUUAUUGACGACAAGUUGGGCAUCUGUGCAGAUCUUGAAAAGGAAAUGGAAGAUUUGGUUGGAUCGUACUUUGAUGAAUGGGCUGCUGUUGUAAAUGAUCCAGUACGACGAGCUGAAUUCAAGCAAUUCGUAAAUACUGACGAGAAGCAACCUGUAAUCGAAAUGGUGGAAGUACGAGGUCAGAAAAGGCCUGCAGAUUGGCCUGUGGAGAAGAAGGAGGCCAAGAAGGAAGAGGAAGCACCAGUAGUUGCUAAAGACAAUGAUUCCUCGCCACUCAAGAAGAAGACGUGGCCUGAAAUGUCUUGGAAGACUGUUGGAACUGUCGAUGACUUCCCAGAGGAAGGAGGUGCUACCAUUAAAUACGGCGAUUCUCAAAUCGCGGUGUAUAACUUCACUUCAAGAGGGAAGUGGUAUGCCACUCAAAACAUGUGCCCACACAAACAGGCGUUUGUGUUAUCAUCGGGUAUCAUAGGCUCAGAAGGAGAAAUCCCUAAAGUGUCUUGCCCAAACCACAAGAAGAACUUCUCAUUGGAGGACGGAACAUGUAUAUCUGGACAGCCAGAAUACAAUAUAAUGGCAUUCGAUAUCCGAAUCGAAGACAAGAAUGUACAAUUACACCUCCCGUCAGAAGAGACCUUGAAUCCAUAUCUCAGCACAAAGAAGUGGAUGGUAAAGACGGAGCAAAUGAAUGGCGUCAAACCAUUUUAUGUUGGCAAGGAUGAAGAUACCGGUAUUGAGGUGGAAGAUGCCUCAUGUGGUGGGCCAUGUGGUGAUGAGAAGUUGGAUUGGUAA